Molecule: messenger RNA, 993 nt
Organism: Bipolaris oryzae ATCC 44560
Lineage: Eukaryota; Fungi; Ascomycota; Dothideomycetes; Pleosporales; Pleosporaceae
Exons: 1
Coding region: 1-993 (330 amino acids)
Source: RefSeq, a predicted model, not a curated record
AUGCCCAGAAGUUUCGUCAUAAAACUAACCCGGUCCUCCGUCGCCUUUCGACACGCUACGCGGAAUUACACCCAAAAUACACACAAUAGUCCACUCUACGCUCUGCCAUACGAGAUUAUCCAGCACAUCGGCAAGUUUCUAGGCUAUGCGGACCGUUUCUGCUUCGCAUUAACAAGCUUUAAAUAUGUUGAUGCCCUUCUCGCCAUUUGCAAGCCACAAGCGGCCAAGCAAUCGCACAUCAAAGACAUCAGGGCCAGAAUAAGAAGAGACCUCUUUUACGGUCACCACUGUUGUUCCUCUGCCCGUAUUGGACGCAGACUUGGUAUGAUGUACUGUGUAGGAUGCAAUUCACCGCAUGCGUCGUUUCGAUUCCCAGAAGAUACAGUAGCACAACCACUACACUUGCGCAGAUGUUUCCGAGCAACUGACGGUCCCUUCUUCAUGUGUCAGCACAACGAGUUUACCUUCUUAGAAAUGUCUCGCAUGUUGCAAAAAAAUGCGAGAAAAGGCCGUCAAAACAAGUUUGGCGACUUUUUCCAUUGCAUCGAGUGCUACGAGCUUCCGUAUCAAAGACGCCGUCCAGGUCGAUGUUUACAUCCUCCCACACUAUCUCUGGCUCACCAAACGCAUGUAGUCACUCUUCGAUCAAGGUUUCUGCUUCUGACAGUACCCUGGACUGUGCCAGUCUCGGUUCAGCAGACGAAAGAAGCACUGGCUCUCCUCAACCUCAAGAUCUGUCCCCACAUGACUGCUUGCGAUGCAGAAGUAAUCGAGGGUAUAGUGGGGGACCAUCAGGACAUCAUAAUGGAUGGUCGCUUUUCAAAGCGCAUUAGUAUUGACUGCGACACUUGCCAAACAACUUUCAGUAUCAAGAGAAGGGUUCCGUUCCACGAGGUUGUGGUGGAAGUUGAAAGAAGGCUAGGCCAGGUCAAACGGGAGGCCGAUCCAAUCUGGAGGGCCCAUCUACCAAGCAGGAAAGCCGGUACUUCUUGA